CAAUCUGUGUUAAAGAGGGUGCUCUUCUUCUCUGAGUGAGUCCUCCUGUUCACAGACGAUCUUUGGAGCGGUCCGCCUCCUCGCUCUACGCGGUGGGAGUGAGAGGUCUGACAGAGAGACGAUCUUCGGUGCCGGUGCUCUCAGCUGAUUCAGGAACAUCCUCCGGGACCGGAUCUGCUGUUACCGUAGCCGCUGUUACCGGGCUGUUACCGGACUGUUACCGGGUUGUUACCGGACACUUCCCCUGGACCCGGCCCUCUACCGGCCGCUGCUGCCGUCUCUCGCCCCGGGUUGAGACGCUGUUCGCGGGGGGAGACGAUGUCCUGAUUCACUCAUCGAGCGAUGAGAGGCUCGAGUCCGGAGCGGACCGGACCGGCGGAGGCUCAGUUGACUGCGGGCGGCCGAUCCGCGCUCCUCGGGCCGGACGGAGGAUGGAGCUCGGCCGGGUCCUCGUCCUGUCCCUGCUGGCUGUGACCGUGAGCUGCUCCGGGACCUGCAAGCACCGAGUCCCCGCUCCGGACCAGGUCGUCCACCAUGUUCACCUGAAGCCUGAGCGCUUGACCAAGAGAAGCUCUCCUGACGACCUUCAGCUGAAGAUCAAGAUCAUCUACGACUACAGCGUUGACCAGCUUCCUGCAGACAAGAGGAGACUGGUGAAGGAUAAGCUGUUUCCUCAGGCCAUCGACUUCCUGCAGAGGGUGUUCAGUGUGAGGCAGAGGGCGGGGCCUGUGCUGCUCAGCAGACAAUGUGCCACCAGCCAGUACCUGAGGAAGAGGGAUGACCCUCAUCGCUACUGCCAGGGCGCCUGUGCAGACGUCACCCGCUGCGGCCCCGUCGUCGUGCCACAGCACCACCUGCAGCAAUGUAAAGUGUGCAGAGAGUCUGGGAAGUCCUGUGGCCCCUCCGGCCCCCCCGACGGCCCCGGGGUGGAGGGGUCUGACUUCGUGCUCUACGUCAGCGGCGUCCCCACCGAGCGCUGCGGACAGGAGAACAUCGUGGCCUACGCCGCCUACUGCCAGCUGGAGGCGGAGCUGGACAGACCUAUAGCAGGCUACGCCAACCUGUGUCCUGCUAUGAUCUCGUCUCAGCCUCAGGACUUCGAGGGGAUGCUCUCCACCGUCAAACACGAGAUCAUUCACGCUCUGGGGUUCUCAGCCGGUCUGUUCGCCUUCUACCACGACGACGAGGGCAAACCUCUGACCCCCCGCUUCGCCAGCGGCCUGCCGGCCUUCAACGAGAGCCUGGGCUUGUACCAGUGGAGCGAGGCGGUGAUCAGGACAGUGAGCAGACUGUGGGACAUCAGAGGAGGAGUGAUGGUGCGACACCAGGUCCACGUCCUGGUCACUCCCCGUGUUGUGGCGGAGGCGAGGAGACAUUUUAACUGUCCCAUCCUGGAAGGGAUGGAGCUGGAGAACCAGGGCGGAACUGGGACUGAGCUGAACCACUGGGAGAAGAGGCUCCUGGAGAACGAGGCCAUGACGGGCUCCCACACCCAGAACCGUGUGUUUUCUCGGCUGACGCUGGCCAUCAUGGAGGACAGCGGCUGGUACCGGGCCAACUACAGCCUGGCUCAGAGGCUGGACUGGGGCCACGGCCUCGGCUGUGACUUUGUCAUGAAGAGCUGCAAGUUCUGGAUGGACAGACAGAGACAGAGGCGUCACGCGGUGACUCCGUUCUGUGACACGCUCCGAGCGUCUCCUCUGCAGCUCACCUGCAGACAGGACCAGCUCGCUGUGGCCGUGUGUAACCUGCAGAGGUACGAGCAGGAGCUGCCGCUGGACUACCAGUAUUUUGAGCAGAUCCCUGACGUGGCUCCCGAUCAGCUGUCGUUCUUCGGGGGGGCGGUGGAGAUCGCUGACUUCUGUCCGUUCAGUCAGGAGUUCAGUUGGCACCUGAGUGGAGAGUACCAGAGGAACUCGUACUGCCGCGUGUCGGAGAACCAGCCAGACUGGUGGAGGAACUACGGGGCGGAGCAGUACGGACCGGACUCUGUGUGUCUGAACCAGAAGUCGGCCUUCGUCAUGGAGCAGUGCACGAGGAAGAUGACGUACCCGGACUGGGGCUCCGGAUGCUACAAGGUGUGGUGCUCGGCCCAGGGCCUGAGGGUGUUGGUUCAGGACCGAUCCUUCCUCUGCGUCCGUCCAGCUCAGCUGCUGAGCGUCAGCGUCCGAGUCAACGACUGGGUUUACAACGGCGUCCUCGUCUGUCCCGCCUGCUCCGACUUCUGUGACGACUGCCCCCCCCCCCACCAGCUCCCGCCCGUCAACGCCUCCAGGACCAACCCCAUUGACCCGUGCUCCAGUUCUCCAGGUCUCCACAUCACUCUGUGGCUCCUGCUGCUCAACCUGCUCCCCCUAGUGGCUGGACUGCUGCUCUGCCACUGCAGCUGAUUAACACUGAGUUUAUGUGUGAAACAGCCACACGUAUUCUCAGUGACUCUGAAGCUGAAAGAACUUCUUCUUCUUCUAAAUGGGACAAUAUAAGGAGUUUAGUGACCCCUGGUGGCAGCAAGAGAUAACGUUUCUUUUUCAAUUUACAUGAUGGUUUAGCCAGACAACGCGUUCUGUAUUAAUAUAUUUAUACAACACUUUGGUGUCUUUUAGAGCCGGGUGGGGUGGAGGAGGCCCACCAGGAUCCCAGCCUCCUCCUGAUGAGUCACAUGAGACUAAAUCUGUCUCUACUUUUGCUAAUAAAGACAAACGGGAUCAAUCUGUGGCAGCUCAGUGGAGACCGGACGUCUGCCGGUCAGCUGUGAUUUAUUUUAAACGUCGUACAAAGACAACAGCAAUGCUUCUUAGGUCCUGUCUAGGAUUUUAUUUUCCUUUGAAAAAGAACAAACCAAAAUUAUGUCAUUUAAGGUUUGUACAAUGUAGGUUUGUCCAGAUCAUGUUUGUUUAAAUAAUCUGAUGUGAAUGAAAGGUAAAGCUUGACAGAUCUGUGUGAGGGAAGUCGUCUCCUUGGCUGUAAACAAAGAUGAAGACACGUCUCCACUUCCUCCUGUAAGAAUGAAGCUCAAACUCUCAGAGGCAAACGCUGCCACCGUGUGGUGAUAACGUCAUUUACAGUCUAGAGUCGGUGCAGUAAAGUGCUUCUGGAGCUGUAGUGUUGAGGUCCCGCCCACACAUGCUCUCAACCAAUCAGGAGUCAGUCUCAGCUGUCAAUCAUGACAUCUCAGCCUGUUUUUAUAUCAUCAAAUAACUUGAACAAACAUCAGAGAGAACGACAAAACCAUCUAUUUAACGUCUACUUUGAUUUUCUUUAGUCAGGUCCAUGUCCCAUCUGCUAACAUGGAUGAGGAGGGUUUCUGGGACUGUGCUGUAGCCAGCCACCAGGGGGAGAUGGAGACUUUAGAGUCGUCACGUCUUUCAUCUUUAUCUACUGGUUACGACUGAGCUGAGGUUCAGGUCUUAACGUGAUUGGAUGAAAACUGAGAUUUUUGAGAUCUGCUCUAACGUGAGCGUCGAUCAAACCGAUUUUAAAACAUUAGUUUGAUGUUUACAGUUUAUGAUUCAUGUGUCGUCGUUUGCAGUAGAUUCACCUCGUGUUUUUUAUUUAUAGAAGAAAUUCACCUGAAACGGUUUUUAUUUAUUCUUCUGUCUUGAAAGUUUAAAAUGUGAUGAAGAUUUUAGAUUCAGCUUUGGUAGAAGUUUUAUUAAAACCCCAGAUGUUUAUUUAAGCCGUUCUGAGAUUCCUUCAGUGGAUCUCUGGUCUUAAUCUGUUUCUGCUAACCCUCUGUUUUUUAGGAAAAGGGCUUUUUAAGACAAAUCACAAAAAAUAAAUGAAGUCUGUAAACCA
Molecule: messenger RNA, 3795 nt
Organism: Platichthys flesus (European flounder)
Lineage: Eukaryota; Metazoa; Chordata; Actinopteri; Pleuronectiformes; Pleuronectidae
Gene: lmln
Product: leishmanolysin-like (metallopeptidase M8 family)
Exons: 16
Coding region: 432-2390 (652 amino acids)
Biological process (GO): proteolysis; cell adhesion
Cellular component (GO): cytoplasm; membrane
Molecular function (GO): metalloendopeptidase activity
Source: RefSeq, a predicted model, not a curated record